GGCGGGCGCAGGCAGGGCCGGCCCGGCCCCGUAACCGGAGCAUAAGAGCCGCAGGCGGCGGGGCCGGCCCGGCGUCAGCCGCGUUCGCCGGGAGCAGGAGGGACCGUGCGCUGCCACCAUGUGCGGAAUUUUUGCUUAUCUAAACUACAGAGUGCCCCGCACUAGGAAGGAAAUAUAUGAAACCCUGAUAAAAGGAUUACAGAGACUGGAAUACAGAGGCUAUGACUCUGCAGGAGUGGCAAUUGAUGGAAAUAACAAUGAAGAUAAAGAAAGAUUCAUCAAACUGGUUAAGAAAAGAGGAAAAGUAAAGGCCUUGGAAGAAGAGUUGUACAAACAAGAUGACCUGGAUUCUAAAACAGAUUUUGAAACACAUUUUGGAAUUGCUCAUACUCGCUGGGCGACCCACGGAGUACCAAGUGCAAUAAACAGUCACCCUCAGAGAUCAGAUAAAAGGAAUGAAUUUGUUGUCAUCCAUAAUGGAAUCAUCACAAACUAUAAGGACCUGAGAAAAUUUCUGGAGAGCAAAGGAUAUGAAUUUGAAUCUGAAACAGAUACAGAAACAAUCCCCAAAUUGAUCAAGUACAUGUAUGACAACAGAGAGAGUGAAGACACCAGUUUUUCAGCCUUGGUAGAGAGAGUUAUUCAACAGUUGGAAGGUGCUUUUGCAUUGGUUUUCAAGAGCAUCCAUUACCCAGGUGAAGCUGUUGCUACCAGGAGAGGGAGUCCUUUGCUCAUUGGGGUUAGGAGCAAGUACAAGCUCUCAACUGAACAGAUUCCGGUUUUGUACAGAACAUGUAACAUUGAGAAUGUGAAGAACAUCUGCAACUCCCAAAUGAAAAGACUGGACAGCUCAACCUGCCUUCAUGCUGUUGGGGAUAAGGCAGUGGAAUUCUUCUUUGCUUCAGAUGCAAGUGCCAUCAUUGAGCACACCAACAGAGUGAUUUUCUUAGAAGAUGAUGACAUUGCAGCUGUAACUGACGGGAAGCUCUCGAUUCACCGCCUGGAGCGCUCAGCUAGUGAUGAUCCUUCCCGGGCCAUCCAGACCUUGCAGAUGGAAUUGCAGCAAAUCAUGAAGGGUAACUUCAGUGCCUUCAUGCAAAAGGAAAUUUUUGAACAACCAGAAUCAGUUGUCAACACAAUGAGAGGCAGGGUGAAUUUUGAGAGCAGCACAGUUCUGCUGGGGGGGCUGAAGGAUCAUUUGAAAGAAAUCAGAAGGUGCCGAAGACUGAUCAUUAUUGGCUGUGGGACCAGUUACCACGCUGCAGUGGCUACUCGACAAGUCCUGGAAGAAUUAACUGAAUUACCAGUGAUGGUGGAACUUGCCAGUGACUUCCUGGAUAGGAACACACCUGUAUUCAGGGAUGAUGUGUGCUUUUUUAUAAGCCAGUCAGGUGAAACUGCAGAUACACUGAUGGCCUUGAGGUAUUGUAAAGAACGCCGUGCUCUGACAGUUGGCAUCACAAACACAGUUGGAAGCUCAAUAUCCAGGGAGACUGACUGUGGUGUGCACAUCAAUGCAGGGCCUGAGAUUGGUGUGGCGAGCACAAAGGCCUAUACCAGCCAAUUCGUGUCUCUUGUAAUGUUUGGCCUAAUGAUGUCUGAAGACAGAAUUUCCUUGCAGAAAAGGAGACAGGAAAUCAUAAGUGGACUAAAAUCAUUGCCAGAAAUGAUUAAAGAAGUCUUGUCCUUGGAUGAGAAGAUCCAUGACUUGGCUCUUGAACUCUACAAACAGAGAUCGUUGCUGGUUAUGGGCCGUGGGUAUAAUUACGCCACGUGUCUGGAAGGAGCUUUGAAAAUAAAAGAAAUCACCUACAUGCACUCAGAAGGUAUCCUGGCUGGUGAGCUAAAACAUGGGCCCUUGGCCCUGAUAGAUAAACAAAUGCCUGUUAUCAUGGUGAUCAUGAAGGAUCCUUGCUUCACCAAGUGUCAGAAUGCCCUGCAACAGGUCACUGCUCGGCAGGGUCGUCCAAUCAUUCUGUGUUCUAAAGAAGACACUGAAAGCUCAAAAUUUGCCUACAAAACCAUUGAGCUGCCUCAUACAGUUGACUGCCUUCAAGGAGUGUUGAGUGUCAUUCCUCUUCAGUUACUUUCAUUUCACCUGGCUGUUCUCAGAGGAUAUGAUGUGGACUUCCCAAGAAAUUUGGCCAAAUCUGUGACUGUAGAGUAACAGCCAAGAACAGCUGAUGCCUUUGUCACCAGACCUCUGAGUUAUACUUGUAGAAUGUGUUGUUCUGAAUUGAUAAGUAAAUGUUUUCUCUAAAAAGAAUGAUAGUGCUAACUGGAAAGUGUCAGAAGGAUUUAUCUUGUAGCUUUAAAAGCUUUUGAUGUGCCUUGUACCCAAGUGCUUUUGCUCAUAGCAAAUACUCCUCUAAGUCCUGAAAUUACCAAAGAAGAUAAAAAUUGUUUACACAUGGUAUACUGAAUGAACGUUUUUACUGUGCAAUAUAUAUAUAUAUAUAUAUACAGCUCUCUCCAGAGUAACUGUGAACAUUUUUUUAGCCUACACUACAUAACUAGUUUCAAAGAUAUAGUAUUUAUAAGUACAAUUUGUAUAGCUUUUUUUAAGUUAUUUUUUUAGUACAUUGCUUAUCUGUAACAUUGGUAAUGCUCAGAAUGUAAAUACUGAGCGUGUUGAUACUUCUGUACAGUUGUUAGGGAUUUUCCUCCUUCAGCCUCAAACUGGAAAUUUGUUGUCACCUCUUCUUUCCCAGCUUCCCUUCCCCCGUUGCAUCUGUGUUUCAUAUUUAACCAGUCAUUUGCAAAGUUCUUCCCUGGCUGUAAAUUCCCAGCUAUGUUUUCAAUUUCUGCUUCUUUUAACUGUUUUGAAAAGCCAGAAUGACAUUUGUUUUGUAUGCCUCCCCAGCUCUUAUUUGCAUAACAUGUAUAGUGCAACAGAAUAAGGGAACUGGAUGUCUUUCAAGUCAUAUUUUUGUUUGAAGAGGGUACAA
Zonotrichia leucophrys gambelii is the source of this 2948-nucleotide messenger RNA. RefSeq names its product glutamine-fructose-6-phosphate transaminase 2 (gene GFPT2). Gene Ontology annotation, biological process: UDP-N-acetylglucosamine metabolic process; protein N-linked glycosylation; fructose 6-phosphate metabolic process. Lineage: Eukaryota; Metazoa; Chordata; Aves; Passeriformes; Passerellidae. The transcript has 19 exons. The record is from RefSeq and is a predicted model, not a curated record. The coding region runs from base 119 to 2167 and encodes 682 amino acids. Gene Ontology annotation, molecular function: carbohydrate derivative binding; L-glutamine:D-fructose-6-phosphate transaminase (isomerizing) activity.